Sorex fumeus (smoky shrew) is the source of this 2915-nucleotide messenger RNA. RefSeq names its product lymphatic vessel endothelial hyaluronan receptor 1 (gene LYVE1). Gene Ontology annotation, cellular component: plasma membrane. Gene Ontology annotation, molecular function: hyaluronic acid binding; transmembrane signaling receptor activity. Lineage: Eukaryota; Metazoa; Chordata; Mammalia; Eulipotyphla; Soricidae. The record is from RefSeq and is a predicted model, not a curated record. The transcript has 6 exons. Bases 120 to 1106 code for a protein of 328 amino acids. Gene Ontology annotation, biological process: cell adhesion.
AGUGCAGCAGUGGGGGCCCCUACAUAUUUCCAGAAAUCUCUAUCCACACUGGCAAUUGUCUGCCUCCGUUGCUUCCAGUGACCAUCUGAGGAGCUUCUAGCUUUAAAGGAGUUGGCACAAUGGCCAGUUGCAAUAGUCUUUUGUGGCUUUUUACCUCUCUCUGGACCACAGCGUUCCUGGUGCAAGGCUCUCUCCGAAAAGAAGAUAUUUCCAUUACAGUGCAAUGCAGAAUCAUGGGAGUCACCCUUGUAACAACUAAAUCUCAACUAAAUCUCGCAGAAGCCAAGGAGGCCUGUAGUCUGUUGGGACUAACUCUGGCCAGCAAAGACCAGAUUGAAACAGCAAGAGAGUCUGGACUUGAGACUUGUAGCUAUGGAUGGGUUGACAAUGUGGUCCUGGUCGUCCCUCGAAUUACCAAAAACCCCAAGUGUGGCAAGAAUGGGAUCGGUGUCAUAACCUGGGCCAAUCCACCCAGCAAGAGGUCCGGUGCCUACUGUUACAAUUCAUCCGAUACGUGGAUUAACUCAUGUAUUCCAGAUAGUACCCCCACUGAAGAACCUAUACUCAGCACUCAGGCUGCAACCUACACAACAGAAAUGCCUAUCAGUGACAGCACAUACUCAGCAUCAUCUACUGAUGCACCUGAGUCUAAUUCAUCUGCUUUGAUACCAACUCCUCCUCCUACUUCUGUUAUGGCUUCUACCUCUACUUCAAAGAAAAUAAAAUUAAUUUGUGUAACAGAAGUUCUCAUGGAAACAAGCACCUUGAUGACCCCUACAGAAACAGAAUUAUUUGUUGAAAAUCAAGUUGCAUUCAAGAAUGAAACCGUUGGGUUUGGAGGUGUCCCCACAGCUCUGUUGGUGCUCGCGCUCCUCUUCUUUGCUGCCGCAGCUGGUCUGGCAGUUUGCUACGUCAAAAGGUAUGCAAAGGCCUUCCCCUUCACAAACAAGAAUCAGCAGAAGGAAAUGAUUGAAACCAAAGUAGUGAAGGAGGAGAUGAUGGAUGAUUGCAACUCUAAUGAGGAAUCAAAAAAAUUUGAUAGAAAACCAGAUGAUCCCAAAAGUGCACCCAAAACAACAGUGCGAUGCCUGGAAGCUGAAGUUUAGGUGAAAAAGAAGUGUGAGGGCACAUCUGAGGCUGACUUCUUUCCUGAUACACAUACUGGCCCCAGAUGGGAAAACAAAACAGGGCCAAAGAACCAAACAAGAAAGACCAGUCUUGGUUCCUAACUGGAAUCAACUCCGGACCAAGCUGUUCACCAAAAGGAAGUCCUUCCUCCCAUCCUUGAUGAAUUCUUUUCUCCUCCCUCCAAAGCUUCCUGCAGUCCUAGCUUCCUUAUGAACUGAAAUCCCAGUGGAGAAAGAACUUUCCUACCUUGCAAAGCUUAAGGACCAAUAGAAGCUCAUUAGAACUCACAAUAUAAAGAGAACUUCCUUUCUUUUUUUUUUUUUUAUUAGUGAAACACCAUGAGGUACAGUUGUAGAUUUACAAAUUUUUGUGCUUGGAUCUCGGUCAUACCACGAUCAAAUACCCAUCCCUCCACCAGUGCCCAUUUUCCACCACCAGGAUAAUAUCCCUCCCCCCCCCAUCCUCCCAUCCCCCCCAUCCCCCCCUGCCACUGUGGCAGGGCAUUCCCUUUUGUUUUCUCUCUCCUCCUGGGUGUUGUGAUCAGCCAAAGAGGCAUUGAGUGGCGAACAUGUUCAGUCCAGUCUACUUUCAACCUGCAUCUCCCCUCCUGGGAGGAUCCUCCAAACACCCUCCACUUGGUGUUCCCCUUUCUAUCUGAAUUGUCCUUUCCCCUAGAAUAUCUAGGAGAACUUCCUUUCUGACUGAGAAAAUGAAGUACUAAAAACCAAGAAGCCACCAGAACCAAGGCUUUCUCCCCAGCACAGAAUCUUUCUCCAGCUCUGUAAAGGAAACUCUUAUACCAACUGACAUGUUUUUCUAAGCCAGGCAGGAGCAAAAUAAUAAUAAUAAUAUUAAUAAUAAUAACAGAAAAAAGAAGGAAAAAAUAUUUUGCAACUGAAAGCUUUGAAAUUCCGUAACUUGAGACCUAAUUUCUGUGAAACAAAAAUAAAUAGAAAAAAAUAAUGCAAUCAAAGAUAUUGGCAGCAUAUUGGUAACAGAGACUUAAAUAUAGACACAUCCAAAGUGUUAAUCAAUGAAUAGUUUGAGUUGGAGUCAUGAUUUAGAACUUAACAUGCUUUUACUCCUCCUCCUGCUCCUUUUCUCUAAAGAAUUUACUUUAAAAAGAUAUCCAAUGUUGUCUUAUAGAUUUCUAUUUUUGUCUGAGUUACAGAAUUAUUAGUGAGAAAAAGUACUGUCCAAGAAUCCAUUAAGUUUGGGCCUGGAGCAAUAGCACAGCGGGUAGGGCAUUUGCCUUGCAUGUAGCCAACCCGGAUUCAAUUCCCAGCAUCCCAUAUGGUCCCCUGAGCACCGCCAGGAGUAAUUCCUGAGUGAAGAGCCAGUAGUAACCCCUGUGCAUCGCUGGGUGUGACCCAAAAAGAAAAAAAAAGAAUCCAUUAAAUUUAACAAAUAUUUGCCAAAUACCUACUAUGUGUCAGCCCUGUGCUAAGUAUUGCAUCCUAUAAUUGAAUCUUAUUAAAAAUGCAUAUAAUAGAAUUUUGUACAAAGUUAAUUUUUAAAAUUUUUUUAUAUCUUUCACUUAUCUACUUUUAAAACUAAUAAUUUUUUGUUGCUGAGACUAAUCUUUUUAUUAUUUUCCCUAAUAUGACAACCACUCUUAUAACCUUAAUUUAUUAUUAACAUACAUAAAAGUACAUUAUUACCUCUGUACACAAAGCACAAUUUUUUAAUGUCAUUAUGAAAUGUUUCACUAGCUCUCCUUUUUCUAGCAAGAAGAGUCUGAAAAGAGCAGAAAUAUUUGUGUUGAGAAAAUAAAAGCAUUUAGAACA